GUGUCAUGUCCGCCGCACUUCGUUGCGUUGAUUUGGAUUUUCGUUCGUCUAAUCUUCUAUUAGUGUGAAGUUGUUCAGGUUAAAAAGUGUAUAUAAAUAAUCUGAAUUUAGCACUUGGUGGUCGCCGAGGAAUGAUUAGAUUAUGUUUACAAAAUAGUCUUGUAACUUUUAAGAUUUAGGGUUUAAGAAUAAAUGCAUGUAAUUACCUCAUAAUGGGCGACCUAUUGUUGAAAUGUCCCUUAUGUUGUAGCGAGGUAUUUCAUUCUAGAGAGAUGUUAGUUCAUCACUUGUCUAAAGUUUGGCUUAAUUUGCGCUGUCCAGUAUGCAAUGAUGAAUGUUCCUCAAUAUCACAUAUGCUAGAUCAUUUAAAUCAAAGUAAUUGUGUACCAAAGCCUAAGAAGACUGAGGUGGUGACCUCAGGCCCUAUAGUUUCGGCGGCAAUUCAUAAUAUUGCUGAAGGGACUCCAACUCUAGCACAUCACAAUGUAACAGAAAAUCAAGCAGAUCAGAUGUUAAACCAAUCCCAAGAUGUGUCAGAUAUAAAUAGAAUGUACGUAGAACUACUGAAUAAGCAGCUCACCAAGCCCUGCCUCCAGACGCAGGAACUGAAGCUGGUGAAGGAGGAUGGUGAGAGCCGGUAUGUCAUAGUCACGCAGGAAGAUACCAUGUUGAAUUCUGGAAGCACGGUGUUCACUAAGCAGAAUAGUGAUGGCACUAUUUCAUUGACUACAGUUAAAGACAUGAAGUUAGAGGCAGCCGACCCUGACCCACUCAUGCCUGAGAAUGAACCAGAGGAGUCCCAGGAAAUCUACAGCUGCAACACAUGUGGGGUGUCCUUCUCCUCCGUCAUAGAGCACAUACAGAACUAUCACAAUGAUCAGGAAGUUGUUGUUGAGGAGUCGCUAGAUAGCUGCCAGUUACCUAUGGAAUAUGAGCAAAUGAAUGGUGAGGAUGUAACAACCGGGGAGCUGCAACAGUCUCGGCGCGUCAUCACGGACACCGGAGAUAUUGUGGAAGCACCUGUCCUGCUCAAUGCUACUUUAGAUGAUAGUCAUUUAUCAAUGGAACCUUUAACCACGGAUUUGUUAGUAGAGAGGAAGUCGAAGCCUCCGCGGCCCGUCGCGAUGGUUGAGAAAAAAAUGGUGCAAGUUGACAGCGUUGUCACUAAUUUGAAGCAAAAGGAAGAUAUUAAAAAAGGUCCCUACCACAAGGUUAUAGUGAAAGAAAUGCAAAUGCUGGAAGGAGGCAAAAAAGUGAAAGUGUACAACUGUAUGACUUGUAACAUCUACGUCACUUCGCUGGACGAGUUCAAGUCACAACCGUGUAAACCUCAAAAAUUCCAAUGCCCACACUGCUCAGUUGCAUAUGAAAAUUCUAAGUCAUUAAGUGCUCAUAUGAAAAUCCACAAAGCUCAUGAAGAGACGGACUCGACAGGGCCGUUCAAAUGUGAUAUUUGUUCAACCAUAUUUCCCAGUAACAAAUCGUUAAAGCUGCACAAACGGAUGCACGAUCCAGUCAAAGCACGACCAAUAGAACUACCCGUAGAAUCCGAAGGCACAGAGACCAGCAACAACAAGUACAUCUGCUCGAUAUGCGACAAGCUAAUCCCUAUCGACUACCGCGCGGUUCACAACAACUCGCACAACACGGACAAUAAGUACAACUGUGAUAUAUGCAACCGCAAGUUCCACUCUAGUGAAUAUCUCGAGAUGCAUAUGAGCGUGCACAACUUAGAUAAGGCGCCAGUGAACAAGCAAGACAAGUCCCUUCCGUACAACUGCUCGUACUGUACGCGGCAGUUCGCGCGCCCGCACGAGAAGGUCAAGCAUGAGAGAAUACACACUGGCGAAAAACCACACUCGUGCGAAAUCUGCGGCAAAUCGUUCCGCGUGUCGUAUUGUCUGACGCUACACAUGCGCACACACACCGGCGCGCGGCCCUACGCCUGCCCACAUUGCAACAAGAGGUUUAAAGCGCACAGCGUAUACAACCAUCAUCUAUUAACGCAUUCCGAAGUGCGCGCGUACAAAUGCCCAUACUGCCCGAAGGCGUUUAAAACGAGCGUCCAACUGGCGGGGCACAAGAACUCACAUACGAAACCAUUCUCCUGCCAACAUUGUAACAGGCCUUUCGCAUCACUAUACGCGGUACGAGCUCACACAGAAACGCACGCGCGGCAGAACAACUUAAAGUUCGCAUGCACAUUAUGUGGGGCGAGCUACGCGCGAACAUUCGCGCUCAAGGACCACAUCAAACAAGUUCAUAAUAAGGAGUUAGACGCUGUCAAUAAAACGACGGUGGAUCUCAAGGAGGAGGGCUGGAUAUUGUCGGAGGGUGACAUACAAGGCAUGGAUGGAAGACAGGACGUAGACGAUAUGCAGGUGUCUCUAGACAAAAGUGUGCCAAAUGAGAUAAAUCAACUGGUAAUAAAUACAAACGAAGCAGAGUCUGUGAUGAUUUAUGGGAGUCCUAAGUGAAAUAAUUAGUAAUAAGAUAAUUAAAACUUUAAAAAAGGUUCGCUCUGACCGCAUAUGUAUAAUAUUCGAUGUUUUAUAUGUUUUCUAGGUACGCGGUUACCUAAGCAAUAAUCGUAAUCACAAAUUAUUUUUAUAUAAAAAUUUUGAUGAGCUGUAAAAUAAAUCAAAUUGUAAACAUUUUACGCAUAUUUUUGUACAGUGUUUUUGUUUGGGAAUGAACACAUUUUAAGGGAUUAUUGUGUCUAAUGAGGUAAUUAAGAACAAAGGAUUAUCUGUGGUAUUAUCCUUCUGGUAAUUUUAAUGACCGCCGUGGGCUUUUGCGAGACCUCCUACAGUCAUUCAUUCACGAAGUCGCGCGCGUUAACUCGUAAUUUCAAGUUAUUUAAGGUCAUGUUUGACUAAGCUGGGUGACAUUUUGGAUGACACGAAUUUUAUCUAAUCGCUUUUGCUCACUGAUUUGCGUGUCUUUGUCGUGGUUUUAUUUUAUUACUGGUGCUACUUGCGGGGAGGUAUAAAAGUUUAUGGUCUGAUUUUAGCACAAUUUGAUUUUUAUUUUAUUUCUUCACAUUCAAGUCAUAUGUAAUACGCUUCUUUUAUAUUAUUUUACUUAUUGAUUGUGAUCGAUAAUAUCUUGAUAUUUAGCAAAGGCUUUGUGAGUUGUAUAUAAAGAGCUAAUAGCAUAAUAAAAGGUAAACAGAGUCAGGCCAAGCUAAGUUGACAGUGAUUAAAUUAUGCGAGUGUUAUUUUUAAAUGUUUAACUUAAAUUUAAUUAUGCUAUGACUAUUGCGUACCUAACACUUGCACAGCCGGAUUAUAAAAAUCUCUACCAAAUUAGCUUGAUCCGAUAUAAUCUAUAGAUAGUGCUCAUCCUGAAAUUACGCCAGGCGUAUUUAAAUAAUUUGUCGAAUUUGUUUCAUAAAAAAAAAUUAGAAAAGAAUUCCAAACCCAAACAAAAAAAAUAAAAAUCGAUUUGACAUUGCAAAAACUAUUAUCGAAAGUAUGUAUAAGCUUUCACACUGACUUGUUUGAUGUCACAAAGUUUAUUACCCUCCCUAACUUGACAAUUUCUUGACCCCCCUUCUAGUCUCUAAACGUGUGACGUGAUUAAUGGAUGACCCCUGAAGUAUUGGAUCCUUAUUGUCAAUAAACUUUUUUCUUAAAAGCAAAUAUUCAUAAAUAUUAUUGGUUGGGCCGGAUUGAAUAAUGAAAUUAAUAAAAUACAAGUACAUAUUUUACUAAUAGUAAGUAUGUAUGUAAAAUCACUAAUAGUAGGUAUUAACUUGUAUUUUAUUAUGCUUUUAAAUACUACCUACAAUGUAACUAAAGCAGUCUUACUAUAAACAUAUAAGUAUGUACCUAGUUAUUAUUGUAAUUCACUGCAAAAUUUACCAAAAUGAAUAUAGUGUAAAUAAAUUGGUGAA
Messenger RNA from Leguminivora glycinivorella, 3898 nucleotides. Its product is annotated as zinc finger protein 358-like. Gene Ontology annotation, molecular function: DNA-binding transcription factor activity, RNA polymerase II-specific; zinc ion binding; RNA polymerase II transcription regulatory region sequence-specific DNA binding. The record is from RefSeq and is a predicted model, not a curated record. The coding region runs from base 213 to 2477 and encodes 754 amino acids. Gene Ontology annotation, biological process: regulation of transcription by RNA polymerase II. The transcript has 15 exons. Gene Ontology annotation, cellular component: nucleus. Lineage: Eukaryota; Metazoa; Arthropoda; Insecta; Lepidoptera; Tortricidae.